Messenger RNA from Schistocerca piceifrons (Central American locust), 1593 nucleotides. Its product is annotated as constitutive coactivator of peroxisome proliferator-activated receptor gamma-like. The coding region runs from base 239 to 1573 and encodes 444 amino acids. Gene Ontology annotation, cellular component: nucleus. The record is from RefSeq and is a predicted model, not a curated record. Lineage: Eukaryota; Metazoa; Arthropoda; Insecta; Orthoptera; Acrididae. The transcript is spliced from 2 exons.
AGCGCAGAAGCUUGCGUAAUGUUUACAAAUGUGUCGGAGCGGUGGGUUAUCGGAAUACUUCUACGUGCAUUGUAGGUUACAACUAGUAUUUAUGAAGUCGUACAGAAGUGGCACGAAGCGCAAGAGCAUAGAACCAACGCAUUGAAGCAUUUAUUCCCGCAGUCCAGUUCACAUCAACCACAGGUAUCGGCGACUUAAAAUUCGUAACAGUAUAUAGCGCUAGAACGAAAGAAGUGCGAUGGGCAUCCGGGGCCUUCAGUCGUUCAUUGAUGGAAAACAAUGGUACGAAGAAGUAAACAUCAGAGACGUCGCAGAUGAAUGGAGGCGCACAAAGACUGUGGAGCCAGUCAUUGCCGUUGAUGGCGCUGCUUGCGCCAGGCACAUAUACGGUACGGCAGAUAAGUUUUGCGGCGGUCAGUACAAGCAAUUCCGGGAGUCGUGCAGAACCUUUGUGCAGAGGUUUCGUGACAGUGGGAUCCGGUUGGUUUUCUUCUUCGAUGGCAUACCAGUAGAAGAAAAGAUGAAUGCCUGGGCAAACCGAAGAAAGGAUAGAUUGUGGCAGAUAUCGGAACUCUUUGCCGAUUUUCGUGCAGGACUUUCUAUGAAAGAGAGGAAAUUCUAUUUGAGGCCAGAGGCCGUGGUGCCCACUGCAAGAGUCAUUUUUGGUACCGAACUGGACUGCAAUGUGCGUGUCGCAACCGGCGAUUGCGACAAUGAGCUGGCCGAGUACGCCGCUAGGGAAGACCAUUGUCUCGGCAUUAUAUCCAGUGACACUGAUCUGCUGGUGCACGAGGGAGUUCCGUGCCUUAUCUUCUUCAAACAUCUGAAGAUGACCAGCAGCUUAAAUGCGCGACGCUACAAUCCUGCCGACAUAGCCUCGAAACUGGGACUCCGGCGCGAACACCUGCCAGUCUUUGCGUCAUUCGUCGGCAACGACAUCAUCAGUAGGUCGCAGCUGGCAUCACUACACGACAACCUUCUUUCACGCUACGGCAGGGGCUCCAGGGUCGAGAACGUCGCCAAGUUCGUCAAGGAUGGGCCGCCGGAGGAUGUUACAGCUCUGUGUGCCUACGCCUUCGACGACCAACCGAAUCACUUGGAGGACGAAGUGAGAGCGAGUAUCGACAGCUACAGGCGCGGGAACGCGGUUGCAGAGGAGCCGACUGGCGAUGGCCCGUGGGGUGAACUGCUGCGGUUGGCCGAGGAGAGACAUGUGACGUGCAAAAUGCCUGCCGCGGUGUACGCCGUAAUGAAGCGCAGGCGUUUCCGCAUCGGUGAGGUUCUAGAAGACCUAGCCGAGCAGCGCCCUACCGGAUUGGUGCUUCGACCGAUGAGGGCCAGACUGUACGCUGUUCUGCUUCGAGAGCGAGGCCCGGACUCCGCCGAAGUGAAAGAGCUGAUGCCUAUGGGCAUCGGCAACAUACGCGAGGAGUCGGUGGCAGUGGCUCGGCUACCCACAAGCGUCCCUCACCCCGGACUUCGUGCCUUGUGGCAACAGGAGGUAACGUACUCGAGGACUGUCACUCACCUGAGUAGUAAUGGAAUACUUAGUCGACUAGAGUUUGGAAUUUAAAGCGGCUGUGCUAGUGUAGA